CUUCAUGCAGUUUAUGUAAGUUAUUUUGUCUUUUCGGUUGUGCAUAGUUUUAUGAAAGAUGCUCUCGUAUUUAGGUCUAGUGAGUUUGCUGGUCACAGUGAUUAAUGCUGAUCCAGUGACAUUCCUCAAAUGCAAAGGAGACGAUGACAAAUGUGCGAAAGAGUCAACGAAAGCAGCUAUACCCAUUUACACUGCGGGCAUCCCAGAGUUCGGGGUCGAGACUUUGGAUCCAGUAUUCUUCAAAAAUAUAGAUUCGUCGUCUCCAACUCUCAAAUUGUUGUUGGACAACGUAACAGUUAAAGGGCUAAGGAAUUGCAUAGCGAAGAAGGCUCAACGGGAUGCAAAAAACUCAAAACUGUUCCUGAGAAUACAGUGUGAUGCCACUUUAGAUGGACACUACGUCAUGUCUGGACGAUUACUCGUACUGCCCAUCGAAGGCAAUGGAAAAGUUCACGUGGAUCUUAAAAAAGCUGUAAUUGACGUCAACAUGGACAUCAGUGAUAAACAAGGGAAAGACGGGAAAAAUCACUGGACUGUCAAGAGCUGGUCGCACACUUAUGACCUCAAAGACAGGUCUACUGUCAGAUUUGAGAACCUUUUCAAUGGAAACAGGGUAUUAGGUCAAGCGGCAGAAGGAGUGAUAGCGCAAAGCGGGAACGAAAUCAUCAGGGAGGUCGGUUCUCCUGUCAUCAAGACUGUCGUGGCCAGGGUGGUGGACACCAUCCAUCAUUUCUUCGAAGCAGUUCCGACUGAAGACUUGACUCUUGAUUAAAGUGUCUCUUAUUUAA
Messenger RNA from Ostrinia furnacalis (Asian corn borer), 788 nucleotides. Its product is annotated as protein takeout-like. Bases 59 to 772 code for a protein of 237 amino acids. The transcript is spliced from 5 exons. The record is from RefSeq and is a predicted model, not a curated record. Gene Ontology annotation, biological process: multicellular organismal reproductive process. NCBI's taxonomy places the organism in Eukaryota, Metazoa, Arthropoda, Insecta, Lepidoptera, Crambidae.